AACUACGUGGAGAUCAUGCCCAGCGUCGCCGAAGGGGUGAAGAUUGGCAUCCAGGAGUGCCAGCACCAGUUCCGUGGGAGGAGGUGGAACUGCACCACCGUCAACGAUAGCUUGGCCAUCUUUGGGCCCGUGCUGGAUAAAGCCACGCGGGAAUCUGCCUUUGUCCACGCCAUUGCCUCGGCCGGGGUGGCUUUUGCUGUGACCAGAUCCUGCGCCGAAGGCUCAGCCACCAUCUGCGGCUGCGAUACGCGUCACAAGGGUCCUCCGGGAGAAGGCUGGAAAUGGGGCGGCUGCAGCGAGGACGUGGAGUUCGGGAGCAUGGUGUCCCGGGAAUUUGCAGACGCGCGGGAGAACCGGCCGGAUGCCCGAUCGGCCAUGAACAGACACAACAACGAGGCUGGGAGAACGUCCAUUAUCGACCACAUGCACCUCAAGUGCAAGUGCCACGGAUUGUCCGGUAGCUGCGAGGUGAAAACCUGUUGGUGGUCCCAGCCGGACUUCCGAGUCAUCGGCGACUACCUGAAAGACAAGUACGACAGCGCUUCGGAAAUGGUGGUGGAGAAGCACAGGGAAUCCCGCGGCUGGGUAGAGACGCUCCGGCCCAAAUACAACUUCUUCAAAGCGCCGACCGAGAGAGACCUGGUCUACUAUGAGAACUCGCCCAACUUCUGCGAGCCGAACCCCGAAACCGGCUCCUUUGGCACCCGUGACAGGAUCUGCAAUGUCAGCUCGCACGGGAUAGACGGUUGUGACCUCUUGUGCUGUGGGCGUGGGCACAACACCCGGACUGAGAAGAGGAAGGAGAAGUGUCACUGCAUUUUCCACUGGUGUUGCUACGUCAGCUGUCAGGAGUGCACACGGGUCUACGACGUUCACACGUGCAAGUAA
Molecule: messenger RNA, 888 nt
Organism: Gekko japonicus
Lineage: Eukaryota; Metazoa; Chordata; Lepidosauria; Squamata; Gekkonidae
Product: protein Wnt-3a
Exons: 3
Coding region: 16-888 (290 amino acids)
Biological process (GO): multicellular organism development; neuron differentiation; cell fate commitment
Cellular component (GO): extracellular region
Molecular function (GO): frizzled binding; cytokine activity
Source: RefSeq, a predicted model, not a curated record